Messenger RNA from Scomber japonicus (chub mackerel), 2367 nucleotides. Its product is annotated as protocadherin alpha-3-like. Bases 1 to 2367 code for a protein of 788 amino acids. The record is from RefSeq and is a predicted model, not a curated record. The transcript has a single exon. Gene Ontology annotation, cellular component: plasma membrane. Lineage: Eukaryota; Metazoa; Chordata; Actinopteri; Scombriformes; Scombridae. Gene Ontology annotation, molecular function: calcium ion binding. Gene Ontology annotation, biological process: homophilic cell-cell adhesion.
AUGAUGUCUUUCUCGCGUCCUCUGCUUUUCUCUCUGCUGUUUUGUUGCAGUGAGCUGAUUUUAGCUCAAAUAAAAUACACGACUCUAGAAGAAGUCAAAGUGGGAACUAUUAUUGGAAAUGUUGCCAAGGAUUUGGGUCUUGAUGUCAGUACCUUGAUAAACCGGCGUUUUCGUAUUGUGUCUGGAGCUCAGGACGCGCUGUUUGAGGUAAAUCCUAACAAUGGGGCUUUGCAUGUUCAUAAAAAUCUCGACCGAGAACAGCUGUGCGAUGGAAAUAGUGCCUGUAUGAUAGAUCUGAAAAUCGUUGCUGAAAAUCCACUUGAAAUCCAUUAUGUCACUGUGGAAAUAACGGAUGCUAACGACCAUGCACCGAGGUUUGCAGAGAAAGAAAAGAUAAUAGAAAUAGCAGAAACUACUUUAACAGGAGCACGAUUUCAGUUACCAGGCGCCCACGAUCCAGAUGUUGGAAUCAAUUCAGUCCAGCGCUAUAAACUUAGUCAAAACGACAACUUUCAUCUUGAAAUUCGAGAUAGGGGAGAGGAUAAAAUUCCUUUUCUAGUGUUGCAGAGGCAAUUAGACAGAGAGCAGAAAACAAACCAUAGCUUGAUCUUGACCGCUAUAGAUGGAGGGACACCGUCAAAAUCAGCAAAUCUCAAUCUUACAAUAAGAGUUCUUGAUAACAAUGAUAACAGACCUGUUUUCUCUAAGGAGGUUUAUUCAGUUACAUUACUAGAAAAUGCUGCAUUAGGUACGAUUGUCAUAACAGUUCAAGCAACGGAUCUUGAUGAGGAAACUAAUGGAGAAGUCGAGUAUGCAUUCGGGGGUGAUAUCAAUUCAAAGGUGUUACAACUGUUCAGUCUGGACAGAAAUACAGGAGAAAUUCGCGUUAACGGACACAUUGACUAUGAGACAGCAGAUGUUUUCAAGUUAGACGUUCAAGCCUCUGACAAAGGUCAGCCUCCGAUGACAACUGAUUGUAGAGUUAUCAUAAAAAUCCAAGAUAUCAAUGACAAUAAACCAGAGAUAGAGGUUACUUCAAUAUCCAGCAUGGUCCCAGAGGAUUCGAAACCUGGGACUGUCAUUGCUCUCAUUAGUGUAGCAGACACUGACUCUGGCCUGAAUGGCAAAGUCAUUUGUAGUCUAACAGACAAUGUGCCAUUCGAAUUAAAACCGUCAUACAAAGAAAACAUGUUUUCAUUGGUGACAAAAGAAACACUGGACAGAGAGAUGGUUUCACUUUAUGACAUCUCAAUAACAGCUACUGACCGUGGUAAGCCUCCUCUUUCCACAUUCAAAACUUUGAGCAUUCAGGUGUCAGAUGUGAAUGAUAACAUCCCAGAGUUCUCACAUAGUCCCCUGGAAUUAUAUUUGACGGAAAAUAAUGCCCCUGGUGCAUCAAUAUUUUCUGUGAGUUCAUUUGAUAAAGACUUAAAUGAAAAUGCUGCAGUGUCUUAUCAUAUAGUUAGAGAAAGCAGUCAUAGUGAUACCGCAUCUUUUUUAAAUAUAAAUUCAGAUAAUGGACAAAUAUCGGCGCUAAAAAGUUUCGACUAUGAAACUUUGAAAACUUUCCACUUCCAAGUUGUCGCCACAGAUUCUGGAACUCCGUCACUAAGCAGUAACGUCACAGUGAACGUGUUCAUUCUGGAUCAGAACGACAACGCUCCAGUCAUCCUGUAUCCAGUCAGCUCCAACGGUUCUGCUGAAGGUGUGGAGGAGAUUCCCCGCAAUGUCAACGCAGGACACUUGGUGACUAAAGUCAGAGCCUAUGACGCUGAUAUAGGAUAUAACGGCUGGUUACUGUUUUCACUGCAGGAAGUUACUGACCACACUCUCUUUGGUUUGGACCGCUAUACAGGACAGAUCAGAACACUUCGCUCAUUCACAGAGACAGACGAGGCUGAGCAUAAACUGGUCAUACUGGUGAAAGACAAUGGCAAUGUUUCACUCUCAGCAACAGCUACUGUGAUAGUCAAAGUUGUGGAGCCCAAAGAAGCUUUUGCAGCUUCCGAUGUUAAAAGUGCAGCGAAGGAUGAGGAGGGGAAUGACGUGACUUUUUAUCUGAUGAUAACUUUGGGCUCAGUUUCAGUACUUUUUAUCAUCAGUAUCAUCGUGCUGAUUGCCAUGCAGUGCUCCAAAACCACAGACUAUACUUCAAAAUAUCUACAAGAGACAAAUUAUGAUGGGACACUGUGUCACAGCAUCCAGUACAGAUCAGGAGACAAACGCUACAUGUUAGUUGGACCCAGAAUGAGUAUAGGAUCUACUAUAGUCCCUGGAAGCCAUGCAAAUACUCUGGUGCUUCCUGACAGAAGAGGGACAUCUGGAGAGGUAAGACUUCAAAAACCAGUUUUUUUUAUAAGCAUUUAG